This is a messenger RNA of Pseudozyma hubeiensis SY62, 2373 nucleotides long. RefSeq lists its product as hypothetical. The record is from RefSeq and is a predicted model, not a curated record. The transcript has a single exon. Gene Ontology annotation, cellular component: nucleus. Gene Ontology annotation, biological process: thiamine diphosphate biosynthetic process; thiamine metabolic process. Lineage: Eukaryota; Fungi; Basidiomycota; Ustilaginomycetes; Ustilaginales; Ustilaginaceae. The coding region runs from base 1 to 2373 and encodes 790 amino acids. Gene Ontology annotation, molecular function: thiamine binding; thiamine diphosphokinase activity; ATP binding.
AUGGCGGCCCCACGAAUGUCGAUCAAGUUCCUGGGCACUUCGUCCAUGCCCAACUCGACCAGGAACUACUCUUCUCUGCUCUUCAAGCUCGACAAUCACACUGUCAUGGUCGACUGCGGCGAAGGGACUCAGCGUCAAUUCCGCUCCAGAUACGUAGGCGUCGAUGAACGCCUUGCCAACCUCAGGACGAUUCUCAUUACGCACCUCCACGCCGACCACGUCCUUGGUCUCGUUCCCCUGCUCAUGUCUAUGAUGGGUCCCACAGGCGCUUCUUCCGCACCCGAAAGCUCGACACCGCGCGUCGAGAUCUACGGGCCACCCGGACUGCGCGCCUUGGUAAGAACCACGCUCUCCCUGUGCUACUCGCAGCUGAGUGGCAAGUACGUCGUGCACGAGUUCGUGUGGCCCUCGCAGGAUCAAAUUCCAAACGGCUCACCUCAUGCGCUCAGCGAUCAACCCGAGCGCGUGAUACCCAAAAUACCGCUACACGACGGCGAAUCCAGCGCUGGACGAGAUCUGACCAUGGAUCUGCGUUCAUUCAGCUGGCCCAACUUCCUGUCGCUCAAGACACCAGGCCAUGGACCGGCAGUGCGAAUCAGCGCUGCUCCCAUCUCGCACCGAUGUCCAACACUUGCCUACGUAUUCGAAGAGGAGCCAAGAGCAAAGCCGCUCGAUCCUAGCGUCACAGAGGCAAUCCAACGCAACGCUGCCGCUCUACAGGAACAGCAAGGCAUUCGACACCCCCUCUCGCUUCUUUCCAGACUCACCACCAAACGUCAGCAAGUGCAGCUACCAGAUGGAACGAUUCUCGAUCCACCUGCGCUCAGCUUGCCCGGACGAAAGGUGACCGUCAUGGGCGAUACCAGCGAUGGGACCGGCGGAUUUUCAGAGGCGCAACUUCGAGCUGGCUAUGGAUUGCCGGCACUUGCCUACGAUUCCGACGUCCUAGUUCACGAGAGUACCAAUAUUGCACUUCCAGCGCAUCUCAACAAGAACGGCAGGCCUGACUCGUUGGAGGAAGUGGCAGCGAAAGCGAAAUCGCGCGGACACUCUGUUCCUCAAGUGGCAGGCCAGUUUGCUGCACUGGUGAACGCCAAGCGGUUGAUUCUGAAUCACUUUUCGACAAAGUUCCCGAGCCCACCCCACUAUCUGCUUGACACAAGAGGUACUCGGGUGGAAUCAGCUCCGGUGCAAGACGAGAGCCAGCAAGCACCUCGAGAUCGACAACUGGGAGAUCCAGAGCGAAAAGCAUUGAUCAUGAAGGAGUUCGAGGUGCAGGCCUAUCGCGCCUGGCAACAAGCUGUCGGCAGGGAGGCGCAGCUCGAAACGUAUUCGGCGUUUGACGGCUUCCAUUUCGAAGUGCCUCCGCGACCUGAGGACGAUGGAUCGAGGGUGGUGGGCGACACGAGUGCCUUUGCCAGACCAUGGGAGCAGGGACCAGCGAUCGACGCAAGCAACGGCCUCAAGAGGAAACACAACCAGCAAAGCUCCGACAGCACCUUUGACGAAACCGCGUGGGAUCCCUCCCCUUUUCUGUUGGCAUCGUCGCGGGAUCGUGUGCCGCGCUACGCGAUGGUGUUGCUCAACUCGCCAAUCGACCCGGGUCAGAUCGGACACUUUCGACGCCUGUGGAGCUCGGCAUCGCUUCGACUGUGUGCGGACGGCGCAGCGAAUCGUCUGGUGGAUUGCUUCGGCGCAUCAGCAUUCGAGGAACAGGAUGGACAGGCCUCAGUGCCGCUGCCGAACGCUAUCGUUGGCGAUCUCGACUCGAUUCGACCAGACACGCAGCGUUUCUUUGAGUCCAAGGGGGUUGAUGUACACGUACGUCCAUCGCAGUACGCCACGGACCUGCAAAAGACGAUCCAGGAAGUGGAAGAUCAAGAGGAAGCUUUGGGGGAUGGCGAGGAGCACACACUCAUCAUCUUUGGGGGUCUCGCGGGACGGCUGGACCAGAGCGUACACACGCUUCAUGUGCUCUGGCAGCUGGCGCCCGGGACUGAGGAGCUGGGUAGCGUCACGGAUCCUGACGGAGUCAACGAGAGAGGCAAUCGAUUGAACAAGCGUCAACGAACGUUUGCCAUCGGAGACGGGAGUGUAGCCUGGCUGCUGCCCAAGGGCAAGCACAAUCUCAAGAUGUCACGGCACGUGAUGGGAAAGACGUGCGGCAUACUGCCUCUUGGUGUAGGGAACAGCGGUGCCACAGUGUCGACAAAGGGAUUGGAAUGGAAUCUGGAACGAGACUCGACCACGCUGGGCGGGUUCUUGUCGACGUCGAACCAUCUGGCGGACGAGCAAGGUUCGGUGGAGGUGGAGAACGACGAGCCGGUGUAUUGGACUGUAGAGCUUCGUCCUGAUGAUGCGUGCAGUCUGUAG